Molecule: messenger RNA, 959 nt
Organism: Sphaeroforma arctica JP610
Lineage: Eukaryota; Ichthyosporea; Ichthyophonida
Exons: 5
Coding region: 138-851 (237 amino acids)
Biological process (GO): peptidyl-proline hydroxylation to 4-hydroxy-L-proline
Cellular component (GO): endoplasmic reticulum
Molecular function (GO): procollagen-proline 4-dioxygenase activity; iron ion binding; L-ascorbic acid binding
Source: RefSeq, a predicted model, not a curated record
CUGAAAGUCAACAGCGCAGUGUUCGUAUCAUCGCUGCCUUCAACGAUUCCCCGUAUCCGAACAAGAUCCAUCUUCUAUCUAUCUGAAGGCAUCACACUCCAAGAUAGUGUAUAAUAUAUAAUAUUAAUUAUUUCGAAAUGAGCUCAACACAUGUGAUGCCUGCCAUCACAGUAACCGAAGAUGAGAAUCCAUCGAAAGCGAAAGUAUCAGUGGUGCCAAUUGCUUCGGUCACAUUCCCACCCAAGUUCGAGUACAAAGUGGUCUCCAAAUCGCCCCGGAUAGCCACCAUAAGCAAUUUAUUAACCACUGAAGAAAUGCAAUCGAUUAUAGCCAUUGCGAAGCCAAGGUUAAAAGCCAGUCGUGUUGUGGGUGAUGGUGUCAACUCCAGUGCUCGCUCCAGCACAAGUUGUAGGAUACCCCGGGCACAUAAAGAUGUGAUGAGUGUGCUUAGACGAUUGUCCGAGAUAACCGGAUACAGUAUUGAUAAUUUCGAGACCAUCCAGGUGGUGCACUACGAUGAGACACAAGAGUACAAAGCUCACAAUGACUGGUUCAAUCCGAAUGGGGAAACCUACGCCAGCCAUAUGAAGAACGGUGGACAGCGCUUGAUCACAAUAUUCUGUUACCUCAACGAUGUUACAGGAGGUGGCGAGACGUGUUUUCCCAAGCUGGACUUGAAGUUCGCUCCACAUGCAGGUCAUGCAGUGCUGUGGUAUAACAGGAGGAGGAAGGAUGAGGAGGGUGGCGCUGGAAUGGAUGACAGAGUGCUGCAUGCCGGUACCCGGGUAACAGGUGGAGAAAAGUGGGGCAUGAAUGUUUGGAUACGCGAACGAAAGUAUAUAAAGAAGUAGUUAAAACUGAGUACAGCAGCGAAAGGGUUGUGGCACGGCAGUAUGUUUUUUCGUUUUCAGACGGAGAGUGUAAUUAUUGAGAAGAGAAUCGUUCUUUCAAAGUUUUUG